This is a messenger RNA of Syzygium oleosum, 2109 nucleotides long. RefSeq names its product zinc finger CCCH domain-containing protein 32. Bases 247 to 1698 code for a protein of 483 amino acids. The record is from RefSeq and is a predicted model, not a curated record. The transcript is spliced from 7 exons. NCBI's taxonomy places the organism in Eukaryota, Viridiplantae, Streptophyta, Magnoliopsida, Myrtales, Myrtaceae. Gene Ontology annotation, molecular function: mRNA binding; metal ion binding.
UGGGCGGGGGAGGGAGGGAGGGAGGGAUAGAUAGAUAGGGAGAAGAAGCCCAUCCAUCCAUCCAGCCAUCCGCGGCCUUCCAUUUUGUAAAGUCGUCAAAAUCGUCACCUUUUUUUGUACAGAAUCACCGCCCAAAGCAGGGGGCAGAAAGUUAAUAAGGCGGAGGAGGAGAACGCACGGAGGGAGAGAGAGAGAGAGAGAGAGAGAGAGAGGGGAGGUUCCUCAAAAUUCUUGUUCUUGACUUCGAUGGAGCUGUACGGUCGCAAUCCAGCCAGAAAUGGGUCCCAAUCGGGUCACCAUCCUCCCGAGUGGAGCCCAGUGGGCGCUGAAACCGGGCUCCAAGAUUCAAUGUGGCAUCUGGGGCUCGGCGGCGGCGGCGGCGGUGGGGGGAGCGGGAGCGAGUCCUACCCGGAGCGACCCGGCGUGCCCGACUGCGCGUAUUACAUGCGAACGGGGUUCUGCGGGUACGGUAGCAGGUGCCGGUACAAUCACCCGCGCGAUCGCGCCGCGGUGGUGGCAGCUGUGAGAGCCACAGGGGAUUAUCCAGAGCGACCAGGGGAACCUGCAUGUCAGUUUUAUUUGAAGACUGGGACCUGUAAAUUUGGUGCUUCCUGCAAGUUUCACCAUCCCAAAAAUGGCGGUGGAUUGUUGAAUAGAGUCCCACUUAAUAUUUAUGGCUACCCAUUAAGACUGGGUGAGAAAGAAUGCUCCUACUAUUUGAAGACGGGGCAGUGCAAAUUUGGUAUAACUUGUAAAUUCCAUCAUCCUCAACCUGCUGGUGCAUCAAUGCCAGCAUCUGCACCUCAAUUUUAUUCACCGGUGCAAUCUCCUUCGGUUCCUACUCCUGAUCAAUACAGGGGAGCAUCCACUAGUUUAAGAGUGGCUAGACCUCCUCUUCUGCCUGGUUCGUAUGUUCCAGGGGCGUAUGGUCAUGUGUUGAUCUCCCCUGGAGUUGUUCCCGUGCCUGGUUGGAGCCCUUACUCGGCACCUGUAAGUCCAGCAUUAUCUCCUGGUGCCCGGCCUGCAAUGGGAGCAACUUCGCUUUAUGAUGUAGCACAGCUGACAUCAUCUACCCCAGCUAUUGGUGGAUCAUUUCCCUCCAUUCCUUCCUCCGCUGGACCAUGGGGCAGCAGUCAUAAAGAACUAGUAUUUCCAGAGAGACAUGGUGAGCCUGAUUGUCAGUAUUACAUGAGAACGGGGGAUUGUAAAUUUGGAUCAUCUUGUAGAUACCAUCAUCCUAGGGAUCGUAUAGUGCCAGGGACAAACUUCGUCCUCAAUCCGCUUGGCCUUCCUUUGAGACCGGGAGUCCAACCAUGCGCCUUUUACAUGCAAAAUGGGCAUUGCAAAUUUGGGUCAACAUGCAAAUUUGAUCAUCCAAUGGGGACAAUGAGGUAUAGCCCGUCGGCGUCAUCUCUCACUGACAUGCCAGUUGCUCCUUACCCUGUUGGAUCUUUGCUUGGGACGUUGGCACCGUCAUCAUCUUCAGAGUUGAGGCCUGAACUGGUUUCAGGAUCCAUGAAAGAUUCUUACUCGACCAGGGUGCCGUCUAACGAGACUUCUACUAGUUCUGUUGGACUAAUGUUUUCUCAGACUGGGUCAGUUCCACUAUCUGAUGUACAAUUUUCAAGUCAUAGUUCUGCCUCCUUGAGUAGUAGCAGAAGUACCAAGCCAGGCAACGAUGUUCGUCGAUCGAGCUGAUGAACCAAAAGUAUUCAAUCCCAUUAGCUUCUUUAUGUGGUUAAACCACGAUUACAUAAGGUCUAGAUGUCAGUAAAUUAAUUGUGUCCAUUAUGAUUUGGGAUCCUCAAUUGUUAAAUGAGGGUCUAGCCAACGAGCUUGAUUAUAGCAUUUAGGACUUAAUGAUCUCCUAUAGGGUUAUAUUUUAUAUUUGAAUAAGCUUGCAUACUCUCUGAUAUGAAGUGUUAACCCAUCGAUACACCGGAGGUUGCAGCCAUAUCAGGUAAGGUCAUACUGCCUUUGCUUUAGUUUCUGGAGUUUUGCAGUACUCCUGUGUGUAUAUGUUCUGAUGUUCCUUCAAUGAACUAUCGGAAUAUUAAGAACGUUAGGCUUAUUUUGUGAAUUUAGUCUUGAUCAAGCAGUUCAUUAUUA